Messenger RNA from Oppiella nova, 1175 nucleotides. Lineage: Eukaryota; Metazoa; Arthropoda; Arachnida; Sarcoptiformes; Oppiidae. The record is from the annotation of a GenBank genome assembly.
AUGUUUAUCAAACUAGCAGGUGUACCCCAGCCCCUACCUCCCCUUCCGGGCAGGGGUGCAGUUAAAUGUCUGAAUACAGUGCUACCUGAGCUCUGGGAGUGCCGUAACGACUCGGUUAAGAACUGGAAUGUCUCGGAUUACUCCACGUUAGGGGACGUGUGUUGCGCCCAAUGGGAUAACCUGGAGUGUGACCUGGAUGUUGCCGCUAACUCCAACUGCGAGGCCGAAGAGCUGGCUGAUGUCAACAACUAUUUCUCGCAAUUAAUUGAUUUUUAUAACCGCAAAACGUGUAAAGAUUUCCCGCGAGGGGGCACUCACUGUAUACUGCCAACCCUACUGACACUCGAUGAACAGCGCUUACAACUGGAAAAGGAGUUGGACUCCAAGAAUGCCGUCAAUGAAAUAAAGAUACCCCCGCAACCCCUGCCCGACCCCCUGGCGCUGGACUGUUUAGGUACCCUCAACCCUAUAGUUAGGGUUGGCUGCCGACAGGUGGCGUUUAUCAAGUGGAAUAUUACUCACCACAAAAGGCCCCCGGUUAGAAAUAUAUGCUGCGCCACGUGGGACGAUAUUGAUUGUCUGGAUGAUAUUGCCAAGCUUAAAUGUCCGCAACAAGAGCGUGUGUCCAUAGAAAGCUAUUUUAGUCAGCUGGAAAGUUGGUUAGCCGGCAUUGGCUGUGGACAGGCAUCUUAUCACAGCAGCAACUGUAGCACACCCUCUGACCCCACCAGACCUCCAGUUCCCGCUAAUGAACAGUCAGUAAACGUCCAGAUUAAUGACCAGGAUAAUAUCGAUGUCAUAUUCCCGGCCAGACACCAACGUCUCGGUGUCAAUGAUGAGGGUACCAGUGCUGAGGAUAACCAACUGAACUCCGACUACAAGUACUUUAUACUAAACUAUAUGAUGGCUGUCUUCCCACACCUCCUCAAUCUGAUGGCACUGUUGGCCGUAAUACUGGUGACCGUCAUAUGUGUCCAGUGUUUCAUAAUAGCCAGACAAGUGAAGCACGAGAGAUAUUUCCGGGAUAUCAAUGGCCAGGGAUAUCAGAAAGUCAACAUUUAGCAUGCUAAUUAAUGUGUGCUUGUUAUUACUGUUAUACUUCUAAAUUAUCUUGUUUAUUUUUUAAAAAUAUUUUUAAUCAAUAAUUUUGAUAAAUAUCAUGUAAUCAAGCUAAC